Drosophila obscura is the source of this 1311-nucleotide messenger RNA. RefSeq lists its product as uncharacterized. The transcript has 2 exons. Bases 132 to 1157 code for a protein of 341 amino acids. Lineage: Eukaryota; Metazoa; Arthropoda; Insecta; Diptera; Drosophilidae. The record is from RefSeq and is a predicted model, not a curated record.
AAUCCAGCUCUGAGCAAUCCAGAUAAGAGCUCCAUUCUGAGAGGUCCAGACUUCAUCGAGCUUUUAAUCGAAAUCAUAAAUCAGUUGGUAUUCCGUUGUACUCGUGACACAUCACGCCAUAGUCUUAGAAUAUGUUGAAUAUUUUCAUUAUCGUGUUGGUUUUUAUUAAUUUUUCGGAGAAUUUGACGGCAGUUUCCGCUUACUAUGAAGACCAGGAGUCGUGUUUUGUGUCAAGGGAGCUGGAAGAAGAAUGCGCUGCCGUUUGCUAUCCCACUGUCAAGCCAUUGCUUAAAUACAUGGGAAUAUGCCAGCAGAAGGAUCUGAAAAUGCAAGACAUGCAGAACCAACUUCAAGGCAAAAAUUACGAGGUUGCCAAAUGGAAGAGUCAAGUAGAAACACUGCAUAAACAGUUGGGAGAUGAGCGAAGUUCUACUGGACUAAGGCUAGACAUAAAAGAAACCCUCGAUAGGGUGCAGAACCUCAGGGUGGAACUGAGUGGGGAAUUGGAAAAGCUAUGCAGACAGAAAGACAAUACCAUCAAUGACCUGCACGAUGAUAUUGAGAAAAUGAAGAAGCAACUGGAGAGCAAAAAUGAAUUAUUGGAACAAAAGGAGAAAAACAGGAAGGACAAUGAUGAUAUCCUAAGCCAGAAGAAGAAAUAUAUUACGCAGAAUCUGGAUAAUGUCGGGCCAAAAUGCUGUCCGAUCCAAGUACCUGGAAAAGAGCCAUCUGGUUGGACAGUCAUUUUGCAAGAAAAUGAGGGAUUGGCGAGGCUAAACCAAAAGCUUGAGCAAUAUACAGAACAAGGUUUCAACGACACAAAUGGUUCCUUUUUUAUCGGCCGGAAGAAUAUGUAUCUGAUGACAAAUGCAACGCCACACGAAAUUCUUAUCAAAGUGAAACUUGCGAACGAUUCAAUCGCAUCUGUUCAAGGCAUUAGCUUCAACAUGGUAGAAGAAUCCUACGAAAUCAAGUCGAUUAAUAAUUAUUUAGAAAACAGAAAAUACUCAAUGUUGGAACUGGAGGCGAUUCUGUCGACGAAGCUAUUAAUGAAACGUAAUUUGUAUACGUAUUUUGUGUAUGUAUUUUUUUACUUAAAAAAACUCGAUCUUCCUAAAUGGAAGGAACUGACCAUUAUGCUCAGACGUUGCAACUAAUGAUUUAAUAUUGAAUGAUUCUGCUAUACUCUACCUUCAAUCUAAGUCUAAUAGGAGUUCAUUUACCCUGGGAAUUCUGUCACAAAUUAUGAUUAGUGAGACGCCCCGAAAAAACUAAAAAUAAUAUAACAUUUUAUUUGAAUAAAUAGUGAAU